UGUUUCACAAAAUGUCUCCCAAUGAGACUCUGUUCUUGGAAAGUACCAACAAGAUCUACAAAGAUGAUAUUUCCAACAGUUCAUUUGUGAAUUUCCAAAUAUGGGAUUUUCCUGGACAAAUGGACUUUUUUGAUCCAACAUUUGAUUAUGAGAUGAUCUUCAGAGGAACAGGUGCUCUAAUAUAUGUUAUUGAUGCCCAGGAUGACUACAUGGAAGCUUUAACAAGACUCCACAUUACAGUUUCAAAAGCCUACAAGGUCAACCCGGAAAUGAACUUUGAAGUUUUUAUUCAUAAAGUUGAUGGUUUAUCAGAUGACCAUAAAAUAGAAACUCAGAGGGAUAUUCAUCAGAGGGCUAAUGAUGACCUUACCGACGCUGGGCUUGAAAAACUUCACCUUAGCUUUUAUUUGACCAGUAUCUAUGACCAUUCAAUAUUUGAAGCCUUCAGUAAAGUGGUACAGAAGCUCAUUCCACAACUACCAACGCUGGAAAAUCUGCUAAAUAUCUUUAUAUCAAAUUCAGGCAUUGAAAAAGCUUUUCUCUUCGAUGUAGUCAGCAAAAUCUACAUCGCAACAGACAGUUCCCCUGUGGACAUGCAGUCAUAUGAGUUGUGCUGUGACAUGAUUGAUGUAGUGAUAGAUGUUUCCUGUAUAUAUGGGUUGAAGGAAGAUGGCACUGGAAGUGCUUAUGAUAAAGAGUCAAUGGCAAUUAUCAAGCUCAAUAACACAACAGUCCUGUACUUAAAGGAAGUAACGAAGUUUUUGGCAUUAGUUUGUAUUCUUAGAGAAGAGAGUUUUGAGCGCAAAGGUCUGAUAGACUACAAUUUUCAUUGCUUCCGCAAAGCCAUUCAUGAAGUCUUUGAAGUAGGUGUUGCCUCCCACAGAAUCUGCAAUCAUCAAUCAAGCACCUCAAAUAUGAAAGCAGUGACUCACAAUGGCACACCUAGGAAUGCAGUCUAGAGGAAAACUAAAGACAUUGGAUAGACUUGUCAGCCCUUCACUCCGAAAUUUUGUGGAACAACAGGAGAGUAGUCUGAAAGCCUGAAGUAUGUUUCACAGCAGAAGAGUGGCAGUAACUGUGGAACAGCACCUUGUAACUCAUGUUGGACAACUGGAGCUACUGUAAAAAUACUUUAUGAGGCCAGUGGAAUCAGAAGUGCUGAUUGAAGCCAGUUUUAUUUCAACUGCAGUGGUUUUUCAGUUCGGAGCCCUGUUUUAAUAGUCUGUCUCUGACUGAUCGCCCCAUCAAAACUUACAAAUGAUUGAGUUUUGUGUGAAACACCAAAUAGUCACUUGCUCAAUUUUUUUUAAAUUAAUCUGUAGAAUAUCCACUUUUGCUUAAGUUUACCCUUUUGUCAUG
Messenger RNA from Antrostomus carolinensis (chuck-will's-widow), 1359 nucleotides. It is a transcript of the gene RRAGC, whose product is annotated as Ras related GTP binding C. Lineage: Eukaryota; Metazoa; Chordata; Aves; Caprimulgiformes; Caprimulgidae. Gene Ontology annotation, biological process: negative regulation of autophagy; positive regulation of TORC1 signaling; cellular response to starvation. Gene Ontology annotation, molecular function: GTP binding; GTPase activity. Gene Ontology annotation, cellular component: lysosome; Gtr1-Gtr2 GTPase complex; nucleus. The record is from RefSeq and is a predicted model, not a curated record. The transcript is spliced from 6 exons. The coding region runs from base 12 to 959 and encodes 315 amino acids.